CUGAUAAAUUAUUAAUCGGGGUGACUGCUCUCUCUGGCUCUGCUGCUCCAUCCAAUUCCAUUCCUGCGCGUCCCUCCCUCCGCCUUUGCUGCUUGCUUGCUUGCUUGACUUCUCAGUUCUCAGCCGCCCCGCGCCGCCCCGCCCUCGCUCACAGAUCGAUCGAGAAAGAUAGAAAGAAAGAAAGAAAAAAGCAGGCAGGCAGGAGGGAAGGAGAAAUCGGCGUCGUCAUCAGCACCAUCAAGACAUGGGGUCUGAAUCGAAGAUGGUGCAUUCACCCUUGCUCACAUACGCCUCCAUGCUCUCCCUCCUCUCUCUCUGCCCUCCAUUUGUCAUUCUCCUAUGGUACACCAUGGUACACGCCGAUGGCUCUGUCUUGCAAACAUGGCAUUACCUGCGGCAGGAUGGUCUGCAGGGAUUCAUUAAUAUCUGGCCAAAACCCACGGCAACAGCAUGGAAGAUCAUCGCUUGUUAUGCAGCAUUUGAGGCGGCGCUUCUGCUUUUGCUACCCGGGAAAAGAGUUGAAGGCCCUCUGUCGCCUUCUGGAAACAGGCCUGUCUACAAGGCUAACGGUAUUUUAGCGUAUUCAGUAACAUUGAUCACAUAUCUUGGUCUUUGGUGGUUUGAGGUUUUCAACCCCACAAUAGUUUAUGAUCAUUUGGGGGAGAUUUUUUCGGCACUUAUUUUUGGAAGCUUUAUCUUUUGCAUUUUUUUGUAUGUCAAGGGUCAUCUUGCACCAUCUUCAACUGAUUCUGGUUCAUCAGGAAACAUAAUUAUAGAUUUUUAUUGGGGAAUGGAGUUGUAUCCACGUAUUGGUAAGAACUUUGAUAUCAAAGUUUUUACAAACUGCAGAUUUGGGAUGAUGUCCUGGGCUGUUCUUGCUGUGACUUAUUGCAUAAAGCAGUACGAAACUAAUGGAAAGAUUGCCGAUUCCAUGUUGGUUAAUACUAUAAUAAUGUUGGUAUAUGUGACAAAGUUCUUUUGGUGGGAAGCUGGAUAUUGGAACACAAUGGAUAUAGCUCACGACCGAGCUGGUUUCUACAUUUGUUGGGGAUGCUUGGUCUGGGUCCCAUCUGUAUAUACAUCUCCUGGCAUGUACCUUGUCAAUCACCCUGUGACCCUUGGAGUUCAGCUUGGUCUCUAUAUUCUUGUAGCAGGCAUUCUAUGCAUAUAUGUAAACUAUGACUGUGACAGGCAGAGGCAAGAAUUUCGCAGAACAAAUGGCAAGUGCCUGGUUUGGGGAAAAGCUCCUUCCAAGAUUGUUGCUUCAUACACAACCACUGCUGGAGAGACCAAAACCAGCCUUUUAUUGACAUCCGGAUGGUGGGGCUUAGCACGGCACUUCCAUUAUGUGCCGGAGAUCCUAGGAGCUUUCUUCUGGACUCUACCGGCUCUGUUUAACCAUUUUCUGCCUUACUUCUAUGUGGUGUUCCUUACAAUUCUUCUUUUUGAUCGAGCUAAAAGGGACGAUGAUCGAUGCAAAUCAAAGUAUGGCAGGUAUUGGAAAUCCUAUUGCGACAAGGUUCCAUUCAAGAUCGUACCUGGUGUAUACUGACCUGACCCCCCGCCGCUGCUGCUGCUGCUGGGUAUCAGUGUCCUGUUUUUCUGUUGGGGUUGAAUGUACUGUAUUAUGUAAUGCUAAUAAUGGUCGUAUCUCAUAUCUGGCCCAGUCAAGUCACCACCACCAGCGGGUGCCCUGUCUGCCUCUGAAAUUGUUUUGCUAUUUAGCGGUGUUUUGAUACCAGUAGUGCAUGUCCAAACGUUCAGACAGACACUUAAUUAGUCAGUCAGUCCUUGUGCUUGGUUUAAGAAAGCUUCGGUACAGGACACCAGCUGCAAUGUUUUAUCA
Messenger RNA from Andrographis paniculata, 1846 nucleotides. Its product is annotated as 7-dehydrocholesterol reductase. Lineage: Eukaryota; Viridiplantae; Streptophyta; Magnoliopsida; Lamiales; Acanthaceae. Gene Ontology annotation, molecular function: oxidoreductase activity, acting on the CH-CH group of donors, NAD or NADP as acceptor. The transcript is spliced from 13 exons. The coding region runs from base 245 to 1552 and encodes 435 amino acids. Gene Ontology annotation, cellular component: endoplasmic reticulum membrane. The record is from RefSeq and is a predicted model, not a curated record. Gene Ontology annotation, biological process: sterol biosynthetic process; brassinosteroid biosynthetic process.